GUCUCCCACACAAUCUAACACCUUUCUUUUCUCUUCAGACAAGAACCAAUUACAUGGCUUUUUCCUCUGAAAAACUAACACCCUCGCCUUUUCCUUCCACCGCUGAAACAGCCACUGUCCACCACGGCGGCUGCUCUUCAUCUAUCUCCGCCGUCCAUCCAGACAUUCUCCAAACGCAUAUCCUAACACUUCUCGACGGACCCUCCCUCGCCUCCUCCUCUUGUUCCUCCACGGAACUCAACUCCCUCGCUUCUCAAGAUGAUUUGUGGACCAACAUUUGUCGCUCUACUUGGCCGUCCACCGAGAUGCCGCGGUUGCGCCAAGUCAUUUCUACUUUUCCCAACGGUCCUCGUUCCUUCUUCUCUGCCGCCUUUCCUCUCCUCACCAUCGAUCAAGCUUCCGCUACUUCUCUGGUUACUCCUCAUCGUCCAUCCGAACUGAUCUCUGCCGUCGAUAUUUACCACCGGAAUGAGCUCAUUUUCAGUAGAGUUGUGGAGACAGAGACCGAGUCUGGGUGGUUCCGGUGCUCUCCUUUUAGAAUCGACAUGCUCGACCCCAAGGACACGUGUGCUACGCCUAUACCGCAUCCAGAAACACAGGACGCUUGCCGGGAGCUGGCGGAGGAAUUGACGCUGAGCUGGAUUUUGAUCGACGCUACCGGACGGCGAGCCAUGAACCUCUCAAGCCACAAGCCGGUUUCUGUGCAGAGACACUGGCUGAGCGGUGAGGUACACGCGCGGUUUGUAUUGAUUUUGGCCGGCGAGAAAGGAUCAUCAACGGAGUUUGUACAGUGUGGAAUUGUGUUGACCUGUGGAGGAGGGACAGCGGGUGGAGGAAUGCACGUGAGGGAAGUGAGCGUGCAGGUGGAGGACAUGGAUGGAAUGUUUAUGAACGGGAAGGACAGUUUGGGAAUUUUAAACAGAUCAUUCGAGGGCAAGAAGGGAAUUAAGGGAAGAAGUGAAGAAGAAGGAAGGAGAAGGUAUGAAGGAUUUUUGGAAAUGAAAAGAGAAAGAAAAGAGAGAAAAUUGAGAACUGAAGGCACUUUAGACACCUUAUGUGUGGGUUUUGGUUUCUUGAUUCUCGUCUGUCUUGGCUUUGUUUUCUUGAGAUAAAAUUAAAGCUUCAAUAUAGGAAUAAAAAAGAAUUGUAGUUACAAUAUACUUUAUAAAAUUGAAAAUUUAAAUUA
Molecule: messenger RNA, 1186 nt
Organism: Hevea brasiliensis (rubber tree)
Lineage: Eukaryota; Viridiplantae; Streptophyta; Magnoliopsida; Malpighiales; Euphorbiaceae
Product: probable F-box protein At2g36090
Exons: 1
Coding region: 54-1112 (352 amino acids)
Molecular function (GO): protein binding
Source: RefSeq, a predicted model, not a curated record